This is a messenger RNA of Podarcis raffonei (Aeolian wall lizard), 2654 nucleotides long. RefSeq names its product plasminogen activator inhibitor 2-like. Gene Ontology annotation, biological process: negative regulation of endopeptidase activity. The record is from RefSeq and is a predicted model, not a curated record. Gene Ontology annotation, molecular function: serine-type endopeptidase inhibitor activity. The transcript has 7 exons. NCBI's taxonomy places the organism in Eukaryota, Metazoa, Chordata, Lepidosauria, Squamata, Lacertidae. The coding region runs from base 96 to 1346 and encodes 416 amino acids.
UCAGUAGGAAAGAGGCAUGCACAACGGUCCCUGGUGAACAAGUAAACAGUUUUAAAGCUUAUUCUCUCUCUCUCUGUAACUAGGUUUAAAUAGCAAUGGAGGAACUGAGUACAGCCAAUGGUGGUUUUGCCAUUGAUUUUUUCAAACACGUGUGCAAGGCUCAAAGCAACAAAAACAUCCUAUUCUCACCAUGGAGCAUCUCGUCUGUUAUGGCCACACUGUAUCUUGGGGCUAAAGGCCAUACUGCAGAGCAGAUAGCAGAGGUGCUUCACUUUAACAAAUCUGGGAGAAGUGAAACUGCCCAUGCUAUGAGACACCCACGCGUGUACUCCAAAAUGGAGGAGCUGUUGAAUAACCCCUGCAUCGCUAUUCGGAAGCCCCCUCCUGAAACAUCAAGCAACAUACAUUCAAGAUUUCUGGAACUUAGUCAAGAAAUCAGCAAACCUACAAAGCAUUUUCUGCUUCGAAGUGUCAACCAGCUAUAUGCAGACAAAUCGGUGCCUCUCCAAAAAGAAUUCAUAUUGUCAAUGAAGAAAUACUAUAACGCAGAGCCACAAACAGUAAACUUUCAAGAAGCCGCGGAAGAAGUCAGAAAAGAGAUCAAUUCUUGGGUUGAACACCAGACAGAAGGUAAAAUACAGAAUCUAUUGAAUGAGGGGUCUAUCGAUUCGCUUACCCAGCUGAUCUUGGUAAAUGCACUGUACUUCAGAGGAAACUGGGCAAAGCCAUUUAAGAAACAAGACACAACACAGCAGCCCUUCAGACUUAACAAGCGAACGAGUAAGCCGGUGAAGAUGAUGUUCCAGCAUGGUAACUUCAAUUGGAACUACAUAAAAGAAGUGAAGACUCAGAUUCUUGAGCUCCAAUAUGUCAACAAUGACCUCAGCAUGUUUAUACUCCUCCCUGAUGACAUCACUGAUGACACCACUGGCCUGGAAAUGCUAGAAAAUAAAUUGACUUAUGAAGCCUUAUCCAAGUGGAGCAGCCCAGAAGAAAUGGAAGAAAUUGAAGCAAAUGUGUAUCUUCCUAGGACCCAGUUAGAAGAUCACUAUGAGUUAAAGGCAGAUUUGACCAGCAUGGGGAUAACAGAUGCCUUCACUGUAGGCCAAGCCAAUUUCACCGGAAUGUCUGAAAAAAGCAAGCUGAUUUUGUCCCAAGUUUUCCACAAGUGCUUUGUUGACAUUAACGAAGAGGGCACAGAGGCUGCUGCUUCGACAGGUGCUACUAUAGAUGGGCGAAGUACAGGGGGUGCGACUUUGUUUGCCGCUGACCACCCUUUUCUCUUUUUUAUCCGGCAUAAUGAAACUAAAAGCAUCCUCUUCUGGGGCAGAUUCUGUUGCCCUUAAAGUAUUUCAGCUUUCGACAUGACUGGAAGAAUCCGCAACCAGAAAGAGGAGGAAACACAAGAAGACUGGAAGAAAUUUAAAGAAUAUUUAGUGAGAUACUGUAAUAUCAGCUAAUUAGGAAAUCCCUAGAAGUAACAGAUUAGGCUAAGGGAUAGAAAAAGAUUAAUAAUAAAGAUUAUUAUGGAUGACAAUUGGAAGAGAGGUUAAGAAGUUUGUAAUGAAAGAAGAUACUGAUGUUAUAAAUAUGAAAUUGGGAACUGCUAAAUAUGUAAUAUGAUGAAAUCCAGAUUGGAGGGUGUCGAGGAAGUCUUUUAGCAAUGUGAAUACACCAGGGAAUAAGAAGAAAAAAAUCUUCUUUUAUUUUAUGGGUUUUUAUUAUUGUUGUUAAGUUUUUAUGUUGUGUCAAAUGGAAUGUUUUUCUUUUGUGUUUUUGUCUAUGUGUUAUAAGAGAAAACUAAUAAUUUUUUUUGGAGGGGGGAAUUAAAGUAUUUCAGCUUUCUCUUAGCAAACAGGAAGGAUCUUGCAGCAGCAGGAAUGUGGCACAACAGAGGCACCGUUUUCCAAAGCUAUGUCCAAAUAUGGUGUUCUCGCCUGUCUUUCUUUUAUGCUUGCAGAGGGAGUGCAUACAGCCACAGCUGACAUGUGCUCAGCAAGAAGUCAACUCACUCUCAAACCAUGCAUAAAGUAGUCUCUAGGGUUCUUGGUUUUUUUGCUAUGUCUCCUUCUAAAUUGCAUUGUUUGGUAUACACAGGGCCUUGAUGCAAUCCUUUUCAACAAUAGACUUGCUGAUGGGAGAAAAAUAAAAACUAGUCCGUGGCUGUCAGUGGACCUGCACCCUAGUAAUUAUAUAUUUUUUUAAUUUAUUUUAUUAAAUUUGUAUACCACCAUUCAUCUGAAGAUCUCAGGGCGGUUCAUAGCAUAAAAAUACAAGAUAAAAGAAUACAAAGCAUAGGAGCCAACUCAUUGGGGCCGAGGGGGUCUUCAGCCCCCCAAUAAAAUAUUUGAGGGGCUGCCCCCCCAAGUUAAAGAGCAUUGCCAUUAAAAUGGUGUGCAUGUGCUACAUCAUGUGAUUAUGUGGGGCAGGGCUUACCUCUCCCCCCCCCCAAUAUUUUAUUCAAGUUGGCACCCGUGAGACAAGGUAUAUAAUAAAAACAAAAACAAAACAAUAACCUCCGUUUCCUAAAAACAUAUUUAACUUGGGACUCGGCUACAUUAGUAAAGAAACAACAAUUUGAAUGCUCUAUAAACAUGCAACACCUGAUGAUGCCAGAAAGCCGGAAUUUUUUAUACAUGAUUUUCCAUAGUCCC